This is a messenger RNA of Recurvomyces mirabilis, 951 nucleotides long. RefSeq lists its product as uncharacterized. Lineage: Eukaryota; Fungi; Ascomycota; Dothideomycetes; Mycosphaerellales; Teratosphaeriaceae. Bases 1 to 951 code for a protein of 316 amino acids. The record is from RefSeq and is a predicted model, not a curated record. The transcript is spliced from 2 exons.
AUGGAAUACAAUACCACCGGCUUCUCCUCGCUGGCCACGUAUGCUAGAGACAUUCAUUGGAAGAGAAGGUCAGCUCGGCAGUUCUUCUCGGCGGUGACGCUGACGUUGGCGACUGUCUAUGCUCUCAUCGCUCCGACCUGGAUCAGUGCUAUGACUGGUUAUCAGGCGACUGCCAUCCCACUGAUCAUGCUGCAGAACGGCAUCUAUGUGAGCUUCAGUGAUAUCGCAAACUGUGACUGGGUGGUGCAAGAUGGUGAUCGCGUUGGUCUCGAUCAGAAUACUUGUGUCCAGCACGGCACGAAUCUGGCCACUAGUCUGCAGAACUACCUGCAGAACUACGUAGAUUACAACUACGAGCAAUGGACUGCAAAUGCUGAAGCCGCCAACAUCAGCAGCACCUUCACGAGUCCCAAUGGGCAAGAGCACAAUCUUGCAGCACCUCUCCUAAACAUUACCCGCAACAGUUUCGAAAACAGCGACAACGCCGUCUUCUACCAAGGCCGAUCACUGACCAAUUCAUUCCUGAUGGAACACGGCAUGUGUGCACCCCAAGAAACAUACCGCUGGGGCUUCUCACUAAUCCUACUCUUCCUCUUCCUAACAACCACAUUCUUCACCUCGCUUUUGCUAUACGGAAUCUGGCUGCAUAGCUACUGGCGCAAGACGGAAGUCGAUAACGAUUGUGUUGUUGGUUCGUUACGUGCAGCUGUCACUGUGGCUUCUUCGAUACGAGGUGAGUUGGGAUCGCAGACUGAGGGGAUGAGUAAUAGGGAGUUGAGGAAGGCUACGAGUGCGCGUCAGGCUGGUGUCAGGUUGAGGAGUAAGGGCGAUAUCAAGCUGUUGAGGCUGAAUUCAGAGGCUGUAGUGCCGACGACGUGUGGUAGCCGGCCGACGUCUUCGAGGAAUAGUAGCUCGCACGGCCGGAGUGUGAGCGAAAAGACGGUGCCCUGA